Molecule: messenger RNA, 3684 nt
Organism: Vitis vinifera (wine grape)
Lineage: Eukaryota; Viridiplantae; Streptophyta; Magnoliopsida; Vitales; Vitaceae
Product: probable serine/threonine protein kinase IRE4
Exons: 17
Coding region: 91-3420 (1109 amino acids)
Biological process (GO): peptidyl-serine phosphorylation; intracellular signal transduction
Molecular function (GO): protein serine/threonine kinase activity; ATP binding
Source: RefSeq, a predicted model, not a curated record
ACUAUUUCAGCUCUCUGCCUCCGUGGCCGCCAACGGAACUCAGCGUAUCAGUUAAUUUCCGUUUUAAAUUGGCUCCAAUUAUUCUUGUUAAUGGCGGAGCCGAUUCGAAGCGGUGGAGAUAUUUCAACAGAAAUCGGUAUUCCGACCGGGUUGAAUCGGAUCAAGACUCGUCGAGAGUCUUCCAAGGAUCAACUGAAUUGGAAACCCGAUGAUGACGAUAAGUUUCAUGAGUCGCGGCCUCGUGGAAUUUCAAGGCCGCCAGCGAAUCAGAAGCAUAACAAAGGACAUGCAAAAUUCGCUGGCUCUAUAGAAGGAUUCCAUAAAGGAAAGAAGAUUGCUCGGUGGUUCACCUCACAUCUUUCCAAGGAUUCCAGUCAAGGUUUUGAUGAUGUUCCUCCAAAAGUUCAGGACAGUAACUCUAAAGUCAAGGCACCCGACAAGGAAGGUUCUACAAGAACUAAACAAUGGAAGGAGGGGAAGCAUUUGACUGGAAAACAAUCUUCACCAGAGGGCUUAAGCAGUAUUAAAGUGCCAAAAGGUUUAAAAAGUUUUUCACAUGAGUUAGGACCAAAGGGUGGCAUUCCACCUUCCCAUCCUCGGGCGCAUAGCUACAAUGAUUUGAAGGAGCUUCUGGGAUCAUUGCAUUCAAGAUUUGAUGCUGCUAAAGAAGUGGUGAAUGUGGAGCUGUCUAGUCUUACUGGGGAUAUCAUGGAUGCACUUCAGAGGAAUGACUCAUCCCCAGGACAAAAGAUGGCAGAAGGUCUUCUGAUUCUUGCUCAGCAAUGUAUGGAAAUGACUCCAUCUGAGUUUCGCAUCAAAUGUGAAACAAUUGUCCAAGGUCUGACGGAGAAAAGGCAACAUUGUCAAACGGCAUUUCUGAAGUGGCUCUUCACACGCAUGCUUUUUAUAUUGACACGCUGUACUAGACUGUUGCGGUUUCAGAAAGACAGUGAGCCGAUUGAUGAGAAAUCUCUUCAUAACUUCACAAAGUGUUUGGAGAGCAUUCCUGCUGUUGAAAUGAACUGGGCGCCCUAUUCCAGAAUUGUUGAUUCUGGCUCAGAUUAUGAUAGUAAUGGGAAGAGUGAUGCCAAACAUGAAUUACAGUGGCGAAACAGGGUAUCUUCUCUCCUUGAGCAAACUUGGUGCAGGUCUGAAGAGCCAGCUGACAAGAGUGGUAUAACUUCUAGAAAAGAUAGCAUGGUUUUGGUACAAAAGCCACUGUCUCAAAAUUCUCAAAUUGAUUUCCUUCCACAUAUUGAACAAGAUGGUGAUUACCCUGGGAAGUCAAUGAACAGUUUUGAGGAUGGCUCUCUUCAUGAGCCAGAACGGGGUUUAGAUGGAUCUGAUUCGGUAAUUUGUCGGAUAUGUGAGGAAAAUGUUCCUACUUCUCAUUUGGAAUCUCAUUCUUAUAUAUGUGCUUAUGCAGAUAAGUGUGAUUUAAAAUAUCUAGAUAUAGAUGAACGCCUUUCAAAACUUGCUGAGAUUUUGGAACAAAUUAUAGAGUCACGUAAUCUGAAUUUUCAGGCAUCAUUUUGCAGCCCUGAAAAUUCAAGAAUGCAAAUUACAAACUCUGCUGUUAUAUCUGAAGGUUGUUCUCCCAAGAUAAGUGAGUGGCGAAAUAAAGGUGUGGAAGGGAUGUUUGAGGACCUUCAUGAGAUGGACACUGCCUGCAUAGAUGAUUCCUACCUUACAAACCCCCUUAACUUGAAGGGCCACUGGGGUACAAAGCUUAGCCAGUAUGGUGCACCCUCCUCAACUGGAAGCAUGACAUCAAUGUCCUCCACAAAUACCCCGAGAGCAGGUCAUUUUGACUUAUUCUGGCUAGAGCACAACAAUCCUUCUAAGCUGGAGGAUGUGCAACAGAUGGCUGACCUUGCAGACAUUGCCCGCUGUGUGGCAGGCACAGAUCUAUCUAAAGAAGGAUCCUGUGACUUUUUGCUCGCCUGUAUGGAAGACUUACAGGAUGUUUUACAGAAUACCAAGCUCAAAUCUCUUGUAAUAGACACAUUUGGAGGCCGGAUAGAGAAUCUUCUAAGAGAAAAGUAUAUUCUCGCUUGUGAAUUAGCAGAUACAAAAAGUCCCAAGAGUGAUAACAGAAUUAAGGAGAGCUCUAGGCUUUUGUUUGAUAAUGCAUCCCAUAGUAGUACAAUGUCAACUCCUCUACAUCCCUUACAUAAAGAACGGACAAGCAUUGAUGAUUUUGAGAUUAUCAAACCAAUUAGCAGAGGUGCCUUUGGUAAAGUGUUCCUUGCACGAAAGCGAACAACAGGAGAUUUAUUUGCAAUAAAGGUCCUCAAGAAAUUGGAUAUGAUACGGAAAAAUGAUAUUGAACGGAUAUUAGCAGAGCGUAACAUACUUAUUACAGUUAGAAACCCUUUUGUGGUUCGCUUUUUUUAUUCAUUCACCUGUAGAGAUAAUGUCUAUUUGGUUAUGGAAUAUCUUAAUGGAGGUGAUCUAUACUCUUUGCUCAGAAAACUCGGUUGCCUUGAAGAAGAUGUAGCUCGUAUAUAUAUAGCAGAACUGGUCCUUGCUUUAGAAUACCUGCAUUCUCUUGGCAUAGUGCAUCGUGAUCUGAAACCAGACAAUAUAUUGAUUGCACAUGAUGGGCACAUAAAGCUAACAGACUUUGGAUUAUCAAAAAUUGGCCUCAUAAACAGCACAGUUGAUUUAUCGGGGCCCGAGACAGAUGGAAGCACUGAUGCUUUUCUAGAUUCCCUUAAUCUGCACACUCAACAAACAGAUGAUAGACAUCGACAAUCAGCUGUUGGGACACCUGACUACUUGGCUCCAGAAAUCCUUCUUGGAACAGAGCAUGGUUAUGCUGCGGACUGGUGGUCAGUGGGAAUUAUCCUAUUUGAAUUAAUUACUGGAGUUCCACCAUUCACCGCUGAGCAUCCAGAGAUAAUCUUCGACAACAUUCUUAACAGGAAAAUCCCCUGGCCUUCUGUUCCUGGUGAUAUGUCCUAUGAGGCUCAAGACUUGAUUAACAGGUUUCUUAUUCAUGAUCCAGAUCUGCGCCUCGGAGCAAAUGGAUUGUCAGAGGUGAAAACACAUCCUUUUUUCAAGGGAGUUAACUGGGACACCCUUGCAUUACAAAAGGCCGUCUUUGUACCACAGCCUGAUAGUGCAGAUGAUACAAGUUAUUUCGUUUCACGGUACUCUCAAAUUCCUAGUGGGUUGCCAGAUGAACAGGACUGUAGUGAUUCUGCUACUGAUUCUAGUGACCUAUACUCAAAUUCUGGACUUGAGAUGGAUGAAUGCGGUGAUCUGGCGGAGUUUGAUUCUUCCCCUCUGAACCUAUCAUUGAUAAACUUCUCUUUCAAGAAUCUGUCGCAGUUGGCAUCCAUUAAUUAUGACGUGCUCUUGCAGACUGGGAAGGAUCCAACAAAGUGCAGUCCAUCCAAAUCUCGAGACACUUAAGUUCCUUGUUCUUGGUAGGGUAGAACUAAUUUUUCUGUUAGUUUUAUAGCGAUUAUACCACAGUAGAAACACAAGAAAAAUAAAAAAAAUGGAUGUAAAAGAAAACAAAAUAAGAAAAACUUCUGGAGACAUUAAUUUAUGGCUCCUUUACCUUCAUUUACAGAGAAAAAUCCAGAAGCAUUCUACUUUGAUUUUUUUCUUUAAAUAAAGGAAAGAAGUUUUUUUUUCUUAUUAUUAUAAUCCAGCUACAUAUUCUUUGCAUCA